This is a messenger RNA of Eruca vesicaria subsp. sativa (arugula), 2205 nucleotides long. Lineage: Eukaryota; Viridiplantae; Streptophyta; Magnoliopsida; Brassicales; Brassicaceae. The record is from the annotation of a GenBank genome assembly.
AUGGCCUCGUCUGCGGCUCUUAGCAAGAAGCAGAUUAAGAGGUCUAUGACCAAGAAAUCACACUCAUGGUGGUGGGACAGUCACAAUUGUCCCAAGAACUCAAAAUGGCUUGCAGAGAAUCUAGAGAAGAUGGAUAACCGUGUGAACCACAUGUUAAAGUUGAUUGAAGAAGACGCAGACUCUUUUGCCAAGAAAGCUCAAAUGUAUUACCAGAAGCGUCCCGAGCUAAUCCACCUUGUGGAGGAGUUUUAUCGCAUGUAUCGCGCUUUGGCUGAGCGUUAUGAUCAAGCUAGUGGUGAACUUCAGAAAAACCAUCCCUCUGGUGGGAUACAGUCACAGGGCUCUUUUGAGCAAUCAUCUCCUACAUCGAGUCGCCGUCAUAAGGAAGAGGAAGAUUCAUCAUCGUUGACUGAUUCUGGUUCUGAUUCUGACUCUAAGUCAGUUCCUGAUCAUUCCUCUGCUAGUGAUGAAGAUGGAGACGAGGCAUUGAUCCGUCGGAUGGCUGAUCUAGAACUUGAGCUUCAAGAAACGAAAGAGAAGCUCCUUUUCCAGCAGGAAUGUGUUAAUGGUGACAGCAGCAACGCCACUGAUCUCCUCCAGAAAACUACUGUUUAUGAAGGAGAGCUUAGAGAAGCUAAUGAAAAGAUUAAAAUGCAAGAAGAGAUUUCUAAUCUGAUGGUUGAGCUUCAGAGCUGCAUGUCCUCUGGAGAAAAAACUCAAGAGAGUCUUGAAGAUGAAGCAGCUACAAAAGUGCAGGCUGUGGAGGAAGAGCUGAGUAUUGCCAAAGAGAAGCUUCAGAACUUUGAGAAAAAGAUCUCUUCUCUUAAAAACGAGGUUGAGAUCAGUAAAGCUGCAGAGGAGAAGCUUAAGAGAGUCCAACAUGAGCUAAAGCUUGCGCAAAAAGACGCGGAUACUCUCAGAAACAAGCUCAACACAGAGAAGAAAGAAGUCUUGAAGUUGGCUGAGAGACUUGCAAUGGUGAAAACUAGUUUACAGGACAGAGAUAACGAGAUAAGGUCGCUGAAAACAGCAGUCUCUGACGCUGAAGAGAAGAUAUUCCCAGAGAAAGCACAGAUAAAGGGAGAAAUGUCCAAGCUUCUUGAAGAACGAAGGCAACUUGGAGAGCAAUUGAGAGAGCUGGAAUCACAUAUUAGGCUGAUCAAAGAAGAGAAAGCUGGAAUAGAGAAGAAGCUUAAAGGAGAAUCCGAGAAGAUAAGUGUUAUGAAAGAUGAGAGCAAUGUGGUAAGAGGAGAGAUCAAGAAGAGAGAAGAUACGAUAAAGGAAAUGGAAAAGCAUAUGGAGGAGCUUCACCUGGAGCACGUGAGGCUAAGAAGACAGGCGAGUGAGCUUGCAGAAGAAGUGGAGAGGACUAGAGUGGAUACAUCAGAAGUGGCGGAGCAGAAAAGAGAGGCCAUAAGGCAAUUAUGUGUGUCUCUUGAGUAUUACAAAGAUGGGUAUGAGAGGCUUUUGAAUGUUUUUGCAGGACAUAAGAAAGGAGUGGUCUUAGCAUCGUGAAGUUUGGCUGACUAAGACUAAGAGUAGUGGACUCAAAUGUUUUCUCAAGGCUGAAGAUGAAAAAUCAGGAUAACUUUCUGUUUAUUAUGUUUUUGGGAGGCCGAACGUCAAGAAAUGUGGAGAACUCAUGGGGUUUUACUGGCUCUAGAUUAAUGAAAAGAGACUGAAGGAUUUGAUUAGGUUUGCAUCGUUGGUAUCAAACCUGAAGCUAUAGCUUCUGUAGUAACAACAUGGCUCUGGAAUCAUGUGUGAAUAUAAAAGGCGAGGAUUUGAGAAGGUUAAAGCUUCCUUUAAUGGUGACGCCGAGGUAGAAUGAGGACAAACUUAGCAUGCCCUUCACAGUUUAUGUGGAUGCUAAAAAUGAACAUCCACAUGUGUCUAAGGGUGUUGUGAUAGGGCACAAACAAUAUUAGCUCUCGCAUCAAAAGAUUCAAAGCCUUGGAAUUUCAGUCGUCUUGAUAUUAUAUUUCCUUUGAGAUACAGAGAAGGCAGUGUUCUUAAAAGAGCAGGGCAUACAAAAGAUUUGGUUUACCUAUCUGUGUAAGCCAGCUUACAACAUUAGUUUUUUUUGUGAGAUUGUAGAUGAUGAUGGUUCCAUUGGUAGAUUACAAAUACUUCGUCAAUUUGGUCUAGAGAAUAAUUUGAAAAUCAAAUCACUUGCUCAUCUAAUCAGGCACAAUACAACACUUG